CCAUAAUAAGAUGAUCUACUUUGCAUACAGCCACAUAACUGUCAUCACUCUGUUGGCAUUUGCAGCCAUAAAUGAAGUUCAAGGUGAAUCGUGGGCUGUAGGAAUAAUUAAAGAACGCCUUGCCCUUGUUAAAAAUGAAACAUUAGGAAUAAUGUCGCAUAUGAAAAGAGCCGAAGGGCAAGUAAGAACUAUUAAAGAAAGGAUUUUUAUUCGGGAUCCAGCUUCAUGGGGUGUAAUAAAAAAUCAUUCGGAAUGCUUGGAAACCGCAUACGAAUACAAAUGGGGAACGAAAGUAUUCAGCCAUCUUGCAGAAAAUCUCCACCGUAACUCUGAGGCGGAUCUAAGCGACGUAGUGAAUUGUUGCAAGGAAAAAUCCUCAGCAUAUCUUAAAAAGAUGGAGGAGUUCCCUGUGAAAAAAUGUCUCGAAAACCUACCUUCAGCAAAUUCCCAAGAUCUGGAUCAACUGAAUUCAGAAAUCGGAUCCCUAUACUACCACAAACACUAUUAUGGGAUUUACAUUUUUUUGGAGAAACUGUACAAAACCCAAUUGAAGGUGUUGGGAGCAUACUGAAGAGACGUAUCCAGACAAACGUCAACGUUGACGUACUACUGAAUACACGUAGAUUGUAGAAGCUUUCGUAAACAUUUCUUUUCUUUAAUUAAAUUUAAUAAAUCAUUUAUCUACUA
Messenger RNA from Trichobilharzia szidati, 687 nucleotides. NCBI's taxonomy places the organism in Eukaryota, Metazoa, Platyhelminthes, Trematoda, Strigeidida, Schistosomatidae. The record is from the annotation of a GenBank genome assembly.